Messenger RNA from Jaculus jaculus (lesser Egyptian jerboa), 1785 nucleotides. It is a transcript of the gene Ddb2, whose product is annotated as damage specific DNA binding protein 2. The transcript is spliced from 11 exons. Lineage: Eukaryota; Metazoa; Chordata; Mammalia; Rodentia; Dipodidae. Gene Ontology annotation, molecular function: protein binding; damaged DNA binding. Gene Ontology annotation, cellular component: nucleus; Cul4-RING E3 ubiquitin ligase complex. Gene Ontology annotation, biological process: DNA repair; response to UV. The record is from RefSeq and is a predicted model, not a curated record. The coding region runs from base 138 to 1400 and encodes 420 amino acids.
CCAGGGGGGAUCUGGGGCGGGCAUCCCGUGGCGCCGGGCCUCGGGGGCGGGGUCUGAGCGGGGCGGAGUCAGCCGGCUGCGCAGGCAUUGCUCGGUGAUCACGUCGAAGGGUUUAGUAGCUCCGCACGAAGUACGUCAUGGCUUCCAAGAAAGGUCUAGAAACCCAGAGAACCCCCGAGGCGGGGAUGCGGCUGAGGAAGAGAAGAGAGCGGGAGCCGGAAGACCAGAAGCCCCGUGCGAAGGGCCGCGGUUCUUGGGGAAUAUGUGACUCAACCUGCUUCUGGGCAGGGUUGGCCACCGUGCCGUCUCUGCCACCAUGCCACAGCAUUAUCAGGAAUCUCCACCAGCACAAGUUGGGCAAAGCUACCUGGCCAUCUUUCCAGCAGAGUCUUCAACAGGCGUUUUUACGCUCUCUACCUUCUUACCGAGUAUUCCAAAUGGCUGCCCCCUUUGACAGGAGGGUUACAUCCCUGGCCUGGCAUCCGACUCAUCCCAGCACCCUGGCUGUGGGCUCCAAAGGGGGCGAUAUCAUGCUGUGGAACUUUGGCAUAAAGGACACACCCACCUUUAUUAAAGGGAUUGGAGCUGGAGGGAGCAUCACUGGGCUGAAGUUUAACCUUCUCAAUACCAACCAGUUUUUUAUCUCCUCAAUGGAGGGAACAACUAGGCUGCAAGACUUUAAAGGCAACAUUCUCCGGGUUUUUACCAGUUCAAACUCCUGCAACAUCUGGUUUUGCAGCCUGGAUGUGUCUGCCAAAAGUCGAGUGGUGAUCACAGGAGACAACGUGGGAAAUGUGAUCCUGCUGAACAUGGAUGGCAAGGAGCUUUGGAAUUUCAGAAUGCACAAAAAGAAAGUGACCCAUGUGGCUCUGAACCCCUGCUGUGAUUGGUUACUGGCCACAGCCUCUGUAGAUCAAACAGUGAAAAUCUGGGACCUGCGGCAGCUGAAAGGGAAAAGCAGCUUCCUGUACUCACUGCCUCACAAGCAUCCUGUCAGUGCAGCUUGUUUUAGCUCUGAUGGAGCCCAGCUCUUGACUACUGACCAGAAGAAUGAGAUUCGGGUUUACUCUGCCUCCCAGUGGGACUGCCCCCAGAGCCUGAUCCUCCACCCUCACCGUCAUUUCCAGCACCUCACUCCCAUCAAGGCAACCUGGCAUCCUCGGUACAACUUGAUUGUUGUGGGCCGAUACCCAGAUCCUAACUUCAAAAGUUGUAGCCCCUGUGAACUAAGGACAGUAGAUGUGUUCGAUGGAAGCUCUGGGAAGAUGAUGUGUCAGCUCUAUGACUCUGGAUAUUCUGGGAUCAUUUCGCUCAAUGAGUUCAACCCCAUGGGGGACACACUGGCUUCUGCCAUGGGUUAUCACAUUCUCAUCUGGAGCCCAAAGGAAGCUGGACCAUAGAAAAGAAAAUGAGAGGCAAUGAAGAAGGCAUGGGAUAAGCUACUGUUGGCGCUCAUAAGUGGGAAAGUCUUGUGAGAAGCAGAAGCUACUUGUUAAUGGGCCAAAAGUACCCAAGUCUUAAGGUUGGAGCUGUGGCACUAUGGUACUAGAACACAGGCACAUCACUGCUCUGGACUUUGUUCUGGAAAUUUAGGGCAACCCAGCUGCCUUCAAAGUGUCCUUGUUGUGUCUAGCCUGGAGCCAAAUACCUUUCUCCCUUCUGAUGUAUGGUGGCAGAAUAACCACCAUGCUGUAACCAUGUUGUUUGAUUUGUGUUCACUGUUGGCGUGGCCAAUAAAACCAUACUCUUUGUGGACCAACUAAAAAAUUAGACAGAACACCUGGC